Corythoichthys intestinalis (scribbled pipefish) is the source of this 2916-nucleotide messenger RNA. RefSeq names its product kelch-like protein 34. Gene Ontology annotation, molecular function: protein binding. The coding region runs from base 263 to 2038 and encodes 591 amino acids. The transcript has a single exon. NCBI's taxonomy places the organism in Eukaryota, Metazoa, Chordata, Actinopteri, Syngnathiformes, Syngnathidae. The record is from RefSeq and is a predicted model, not a curated record.
GGUGCCUUGGCCGCGGCGCCCUUGGACUCAGACGGCCAGCUGUAUUUACCAAUGAGUUCAUCCACUGGGAUAGACACUAAACCCUGCCAGGCGGCAUGUGUGUGCGCGGUAUUUGGGCGAUACUCCCAGCACGGGUGUAAACCAAAGGGCAGCGGACAUAAAGUGAAGGAUCACAUUCAGGAGGUCAGACGGACGAGAGGUUCUGUUUUCAGACGGUUGUCGCGAUUCUGAAGAGGACAGUAAGACCGUUCAGUCGUCACGGAUGGAUAGCUACUCCAUCCUGUACAGCUCGUCUCAGCGGACGGAGCUGCUAGCCCGAUUCCAGCGCCUGCGCUCGGCCGGGAGGAUGUGCGAUGUGGUGCUGGAGACGCAGGGCGCCUCGUUCCCGUGCCACCGGGCUCUCCUGGCCAGCUCCAGCGAUUAUUUUUGGGCCCUGUUCGGAGAGGCAGCGGCGGAGAGAUUAGCGCUACGCGUCAAACUACCGGCGCUAACGCCUGUGGGGUUGGAUGUCAUUUUGGAUUUCCUGUACUCGGGGUGGCUAAAGGUGUCAGACAGUACACUUCCGGAUGUGUUGGAGGCAGCGAGGUACCUCCAAGUGGAGACGGCAGUUUCCAUAUGUGAAAGAUACAUCAUGGAUGAGCUCAGUGCAGAGAAUUGCUGCGUCUACGCUAACUUAGCAGAGCACCAUGUGCUACCUAAUGUGUUGGAAGCGGCUGAAGACACCGUUGCCGCGGAGAUGGCGACUCUCUUGCAAGAAAGACGGGAGGAUCUAUUGAACUUGAACGUCCAAUCGAUGAUGGCAGUGUUGGAGACGGAAGAAAUUCCGUCAGUCAAGGAGGUGGAGUUAGUCAAGCUAGCUCUAGAUUGGUUAAGUGAGAACGGGCCCAUCCCAUUACUUCAGUCCAACCUACUGCUAAGCCGCCUGCGUUUCGGACUGGUCGCUCCAGUUGAUCUAACGCAUUUAAGCCAUGGUAACAAAGCCAUGGGAACACCUCUGAUUAGGAGCCAGGUGACGAGGGCGCUGGAGUACCACAGAAUGGGUUCGGCAAGGCCAAUCAGACAAAGUAAACAGUCCAAGCUUCGGGCGACUGAUCGAGUGCUACUUGUUGGUGGUAGCUCGAACCCAGAUUGUCCGGAGCAGCAGGUGUUGGCGUUUAAUCUGAAAAGCAGGACGUUUGCAACUCUGACUUCCUGCCUGCCGUCAAGACUGAGGAACCACUGCGUGUGCUCUUUGGGGGGCUUCCUCUUCGUGGUGGGCGGAGAGUUGGUAAGCGAGGCGGACGGUAAACCAGUUUCCGCAGAAAUCUCCAACCACGUUUGGAGGUACGACCCCCGUUUCGAUUGUUGGCAACAAGUGGCACCCAUGCUGCAAAGAAGGACCAAGUUCACCUGCUGCGUCACCGAUGACGCCAUCCACGCCAUCGGAGGUCAAUGCGCACCGACCAACGGGGACGUGAAUACCACGCUUGCUUCGGUGGAGUUUUACGACUUAGAGGCCGGGGCAUGGAGGAGGGGAGCGCCCAUGCCGGGACCCCUCUACGGUCACGCUAGCGCCGAGCUCGAGCAGAGCAUCUAUGUGUCGGGAGGUCUCUCGGAUGACCCUGGAACCGACUUGAUCCCGGGCCAGACCCAGAGUAGAAAGGAAGUUCUGUGCUGGGACCAGAAGGGAAGACUCUGGAGGAAAGUGGCACCCAUGUCCAUUGGCAGGUUCGGACACCGAAUGACUAGUGUCCGCGGCUACAUCUACGCCCUCCUAGGGAUGUACGAGCCCUUCUCCGAUAUCGAGCGCUAUGACCCAGUAGCUGAUCACUGGACACGUCUACGGCCGCUGCUCGUCGCAUCGUUCGGCUACGGGAUUGCGGCAACACCAACCGGGAGCAUCCUGGUUUUCGGUGGCAGAAAGUGGAGCGACAGCCGAGAAGUGGCUCUAAAGAGCGUUUUGGAGUACGAACCCAAGAAAGACCAGUGGAGGGAGAUCUGUCACUUACCGAGGCCUCUCACGGGAACCGAGUGCACUUUACUGCCAGUGCCUGACUAACUCAUCACAGAUGGCGCUUUGUUGUACUUUCUUAUGCUAAUCUUAGGGGCUGGCUAGUGGAACUAAGCUAAUUAAUCCCGUUUGUAAAAUCAGAUCCAAGCAUGGCUGACACAGAGUACUCACAUUUCACCAAUUGGGCUAGUGUGGGGUAUGUUAAGUGAGAUUUUUCCUCCCAGAUUUGCUCGAAAAACUUCGUGAUUGGGAUGCGAAGUUUAUCCAAACACUAAACAAGACGCGACCUGAAGUCAAACAGGACAAGAAACAUUAGCUAAUAGGCUAACUGUUUGCAAGGUUUCUUCUACUACUUUUCUGUACUCUGCCGCUUCUUCAUGGUCAGUUCUGGUACUACAACACAUCUCUCACAUUUUAAAAAAUCAAUCACGAUGUUAAGAAUUCGGUUUGUGUACCCUAUGCAAGUCAAGAAUCUCAAAUUUUAGGGUUUACAUAUUUUUCUUUCUGUUGACAAACAUCUAGAAAAGCACAUUACUGCCCCCAAAGGAGCGGAGUGGAAGAAUACGCACCCAAAGGAUUUGAUGCUAAAGUCAGGCAGUGUGAGUUGGAAUUUUACAGCCAAGUUUUCAAAAAUUGCAGGGCGCAUUCCCAGCUUAAGCAGAACUGAGAGGCAGCUGGUAUAGUUAAGGACAAGGUGAGAACAUUUCGCGCGUCGUCAACGGUGAAGAAAGGUCAAGAUGGAAACGCCAGCUGAAUUUGUAAGCGAAGGUGUCGAAGAGAACUAACACUGCAGUGACAUCUUCCAGCAUUUAGCAGCAAUUAUUGAUUAAACUUCAACGUGAAAUGUAUUUUUUGACUUUUACUUUCACCAUGACCUCUGGCAGCUGGCUGUGGCUGCAUUGAUUAUUUUCACCUUACAUUUUUUC